Messenger RNA from Ciona intestinalis (vase tunicate), 3750 nucleotides. The record is from RefSeq and is a predicted model, not a curated record. Lineage: Eukaryota; Metazoa; Chordata; Ascidiacea; Phlebobranchia; Cionidae.
AUGUUUAUAAAUGAACAGUCGGAACGAGAAAAUAUUCCUGAACUGCAUGAUCUUUCGUCUAACCGCCAAACUAAUAACCGAUACCCGAACGUACAGCCUCUUUCCAGAGGACACAUGUAUAAAUCCUUACACGCUCAAGUUAACGAAAGUAUGAGUCGCUCUCCACAAUGUAGUUAUUGCAAGUCGAACCAUCAUAUAGACAACUGUACUACGUUCGACACAUUGUCCCGUGAGGAUAAAAUGUCCUUCUUACGUUUUAAGGGGUUAUGCUUCAGCUGUGGUUCUAGCACUGCGCAUUCGGCACGUUAUUGCAAGAAUAGAGUCGUGUGUAAAAUUUGCAAAAAGAAGCACCUGACGGUCCUGCAUAUAGAAUGGAAAACACGCGCCCCUGCGACUACAUCACGAUGUACUAGUGUUUGUGAGAAUGUUGGCGUGAUGGAUGGUUGCGAUAACGCCAUGAUAGUACCUGUGUGGGUAAGGGCGGCAGACAACCCUGGUCAAGAAAUGUUGUCGUAUUGUAUACUAGACGAUCAGUCAAAUAAAUGUUUUAUGUCGGAAGCUCAACAACGUGACCUUAAGUUGCCCGGAGUAGAAACGCAUCUCAGUAUAUCUACGAUACAAGGUCAAAGCGUCGCGACAUCUUGUGAACGUAUUCGAAACAUAGAAGUAUUCAGUUUCGAUCGGCAGUCGAUGAUUCCCGUAUCUUCGCUGUACUCCCGACCCACCAUUUCGUUUAAUGCAAGUCAAGUACCGCGACCCGAAGUAGCAAAGCAAUGGCCUCAUCUUAAAACGAUCGCGGAAGAAUUAACCCCGUUUAAACCUAACGUGGAAGUAGGGUUGCUGAUUGGUAGCAAUGUUCCAAGUGCGAUACGGCCAAGGCAAAUAGUGUGCGGCAAUGAAGAUGAGCCUUACGCACAAAAGUCGCUACUAGGCUGGGGUAUAGUCGGUGUUGUUUGUAAAGAUCAUUCUGAUGUUCGUGGAGCCGUAGUGCAUCGAACGGUGUCAAGUGUAUGCGCUUCAAGUAAAUUUCAUUUAACGCACCAAGCUAAAGAGAUACUGAAUCCAAACUCAGUUUGCAAAAUCCUAGAAAACGACUUUAUCGAAAACGAUAAGAGCAAUCCAAUGUCACGGGAAGAUAAAAUGUUCGUGGACUUGUUAAAUAUUCAUACCGUACGUCGAAAAGACGAUCACUACGAAAUGCCGCUACCGCUAAGGAGUGCUGAGUUAAAGCUACCGAACAACCGCCCACUCGCACUUAAGCGAUUGUUUCAACUAAGACGCCGGUUCAUAAGAAAUCCUAAAUAUUACGAGGAUUAUAAAGUAUUUAUGUCCCGUAUCCUAAAAGAUUGCUGUGAAACAAUUGAUGACAAAGAUCUAAUGGAUCAACUUAAGGUAAAGCGUUGCUUUAAGCCGGAAGGAUUCGGAGAUUUGAAGACCGUAGAAGUGCAUCAUUUUUCGGACGCCAGCGAGAAAGGGUAUGGACAGUGUUCUUACUUACGUCUUAUAAAUGAAAAUGGUGAGGUCCAUUGUUCCUUUAUUAUCGGCAAAUCAAGAGUAGUCCCUUUAAAACCUAUCACGAUUCCACGACUAGAAUUAACCGCGGCUGUUGUGUCUGCCCAAAUGAGCGCCUACCUUAGAAAGCACCUAAGUUACGAAGGCUACAAGGAAUUCUUUUGGGUGGAUAGUCAGGUAGUGCUCGGUUAUUUAAAUAAUGAUGCAAAGCGAUUUCAGGUUUUCGUUGCCAACAGAAUCCAGAAAAUCAGAGAUGUAUCGAAGCCAGAGUAUUGGUUUCAUAUCUGCGGAAAAGAAAAUCCAGCAGACCUAGCGAGCCGUGGUGUGUCAUCUUCCCAUUUACUUAAAGACGAUUCGGUGUGGCUUUAUGGACCGAACUUUCUGUGGGAUCAAAAUUUAACCGUGAAUGACGGAAAUUUCACUUUAACACAAGACGUGGAGAAACUGCUUCAAUCAGAGACGAAGAAAAGUAAGGUGUUGAAAGCCCGUGCUGAUGAAAUGGAAGCAGGUUUUUUGUUCGAUUUAUCUAGAUUAAAUAGGUUUUCUUCAUUUUUUCGUGCAAAAAGGGCGUUGGCGAAUUGUAUGAUGUUACGAGACAGAUUGCGGAAAGUAGACCUACCCCUCAGCUCACGAGUUAAUUGCCAUCGCAUGGAACGUGCUGAGCGUUUAAUUAUUCUUUGUUUGCAGAGAGAACAUUUUAGUUCCGAAAUCGAAAUUCUGAGUAAGACGUUGGAGUGCGACAAAAACAGCAAAACUUUGAAACGCAGUAAUAAUUUAUUUCGGUUGAACCCGUUUGUUGAUACCGAAGGUGUAUUGCGAGUCGGUGGACGAUUAAUCCAUGCAAAUGUAAAUAUUAAUGUAAAAAACCCUCGUAUAUUACCGCAGAAGUCCCACAUCACCGAACUAAUAAUUCGAUGGCACCAUGAAAGGAUGAACCACAUGGGUCGAGGAAUUACUCACAACGACAUUCGACAAAGUGGUUGGUGGGUGAUUGGAGGUUCGACAGCAAUUAGAAGCUACAUAAAUACGUGUGUCGUGUGUCGAAAAAUACGAAGGCCAACCGAAACACAAAAAAUGGCAAACCUUCCGAGGGAUAGAGUAAUAGACGUAGCCCCCUUUUCAUAUUGUGCUGUUGAUUUGUUUGGUCCGUUUUACGCUAAGGAAAGACGGUCUGUGUUAAAACGUUAUGGUGUGUUGUUCACGUGCAUGGCAUCUCGGGCAAUUCACAUAGAAAUUGCAAAUUCACUGGAUACCAGUUCUUUUAUCAACGCUCUACGCAGAUUUUUAGCUCGUCGUGGCCCGGUGGCUCAAAUUAGAUCCGACUGUGGCACAAAUUUGGUGGGGACAUUCAACGAACUACAAAAGGCGGCGAGAGAAUUAAACUCUGAGACAAUCUCGACCUUCCUUCUGGAGUCGAGCUGUGAUUGGAUCGACUUUAAAUUCAACCCGCCCCAUUCUAGUCAUAUGGGCGGUGUAUGGGAAAGGCAAAUUCGAACUGCCAGAAACGUUUUACAACCCUUACUUUUGCAGAACUCGCAACAAUUAGACGACGAAGCUCUUCGCACCGUCAUGGUCGAAGUCGAAAACGUUGUGAAUUCGAGACCCCUUGCCACUGAUCUUCUGAAUGAUCCCGGAGCUCCUGAACCAAUUACCCCAAAUCAUCUAUUAACAACAAAAUCACGUGUUUUAUUACCUCCUCCAGGUUCCUUUCAAAAGGCCGAUCUUUACGUUCGAUCCAGAUGGCGUCGUGUUCAGUUUCUAGUGAACCAGUUUUGGUCACGCUGGAGGAAAGAAUUUCUACUGUCACUUCAGCCAAGGCAAAAGUGGGUGCAAACAAAGAACGACAUUUCAGUUAACGACGUCGUACUACUGGACGAACCGAACUCUCCACGAAAUAAAUGGAAGAUGGGACGAGUGUUGGAGAUUUUCCACAGCGAAGAUAAACUGGUUCGACAUUCCCCAACGGAGAGCCACUAGAACUUGUAUAUGACGUAUUACUCGUUUAAUUUACUCGUUGAAUAGUUUCAGAAGUGCUGUUAAAUGCUACAGUAAGCUAAUAGAACUAAAAUAUUUAAAAAUGUUUCUAAUUUUGUGAAAUUGUAUAACAUUUUUGGGAAGCCAUGUAACUGGCGAGCGCCAGGUUGCGUAAUCUAGCAAUCAUUUAAGCAGCGCGUUUCGGCGCCAGUGUUGCCAUUUUGUGUUUAUUUCUCUGUUUGGUUUAUAUGUUUUCGUUAAAUA